This is a messenger RNA of Cylindrotheca closterium, 579 nucleotides long. The record is from the annotation of a GenBank genome assembly. NCBI's taxonomy places the organism in Eukaryota, Bacillariophyta, Bacillariophyceae, Bacillariales, Bacillariaceae.
AUGUCAGCAACUAGAGUAGAAAUGGAACAGGUCGAACAACAACAGCAACAACAGAAGCAACAACAACAACAAGAACAAGGAUCGAUGCUGAAAACUGCCCUGGCCAGUUCUCUAUUGGCAGUCGUGUUGGCGAUUGCUCCCAAUGCGGGUGUUGCCGUCAGUGGCGGUGGUUUGGACUUUGCAGGUUUGGAUAUUUCGGGCCAAGAUUAUGCCGAUAAAAAUUACAAGGGCAAAGACUUUACUCAAGUGAUUGCCAAGGGAACAAACUUUGCCAAAUCCAAUUUGCAAGGGUGUCGAUUUUACAAGGCGUAUUUGGUCAAUGCUGACUUUUCGGAUGCUGAUAUUCGAGGAGUCUCAAUGGAGGACACUAGUAUGGAUGGGGCUUCCUUGAAGAAUGCCAUUGCGGUUGGAUCUUAUUUUGGUGAUAGCAUUUUGGAAGUCAAAUCCUUGGAGAAUGCUGACUUUACAGACGCUCAGUUUCCUGUCAAGGCGUUGCCCCAACUAUGUGAACGAGAAGAUAUGAAGGGAACCAACCCAGUUACUGGAGCUGAUACCAGGGAAAGUGCCAUGUGCCUAUAG